AUGGCCUCUGAGACAUCUGCAGUACUUGUGGCCGUUCGUGUUCGUCCAUUCAACACACGCGAAUCCCCAUUAGAGUGUACAGUGACAGUUCCCGAUACCCACAGCAUUACUCUCACAGAUGUCGGUAGUAAUGUCUGCGGUAGUGGACAACAACACGCCUUUUCAUUUGAUAAAAUCUUCUGGAGUAUUCCACCGCAUGUGUUGCCGCUGUGCAUGUCUGGUGUUUCUCCACCAACGCAGUCUCCACGAAUUUCUUUCAUAGAUGGAAUGUCUUCCGUGGCCGUCUCCCGUGCGGGAUCUAUUAUUCCUGGAAUGGGAACGGUAAGUACGAGUAGGAGUAGUAGUAUCACUGGAUUAACAGACUCCUCCUCUGCGGCGGCUGCGGCUUCACGAUUGCAGUUUGCUCAUUUACCGUGUUUUGCAGAGGUUCCGGAAUAUGAUGAUCAGUCCUCUGUGUAUGAUUUCAUUGGUCCACGUAUGUAUGAAUCUGCCAUGACGGGAUUUAACUCCUGUCUCUUUGCAUAUGGACAAACAGGAAGUGGAAAGACACAUAGUAUGAUGGGACCACCUGAAGGGUUUACUAUAAACUCUACCGAUCGUGGUAUAUUACCUCGUUUAUGUGAAGAUCUCUUUGAUAUGAUGCGAAAGGAACGUGAAGAAGAUGAAAGUGUUUCAUUUAAUGUGGAAUGUGGGUUUUUAGAGAUUUACUGUGAACGAGUAAGAGAUUUACUUCUUCAUAGUGCUAAUAAAGAAAAUACAUCCAGUGGUGGAUCAUUCCAUAAGGCUAGUAGUAGUUAUGCCGUGACAUCUAGUAGUACGGCUCUUUCUACUACGGGUGGUAGUGGUAGUGCAGGUCCUACAACGAAUACAAGUAUUUCUACUAUUAACACUACUAUUACUACUAAUACUAAUACUAAUAUGAAUACGAAUAAUAGUACAACUAUGGGCGGUGGUGGUGGUGGUGGAUUUUCUACAUCCGGUUCUUCUUCUUCUUCUUUACGUAUUCGUCAACAUCCCACACGUGGUCCAUUUGUAGAGGGUCUUUCACUUGUGAAGGUACGAGAUGCGAAGGCGGCCAUGCGGCUUCUCGUGAGUGGAUUGCGUGAACGGGCCACUGCAGAGACCCGAAUGAAUGAACACAGUAGUCGUAGUCACGCCUUAUUACAACUACACAUUACACGUAUUUCUCUUGUAGGAACAGCAGAUGUGGUAGUACCCAAGACACGUGUGUGUAAAGUUAGUUUAGUGGAUCUUGCUGGUAGUGAACGGGUAUCGCAGUCUGGUGCCACUGGAGAUCGCUUUGAAGAGGCACGGAAUAUUAAUUUAUCUCUCACCACACUUGGACGUGUGAUGUUGCAACUCACAGAUAAACAAGCAGGACGGAAUGUGGUGCCGGCGUAUCGUGAUAGUGUACUCACAUGGCUUCUCGCUGAUAGUUUGGGUGGAAAUAGUAAAACUAUUAUGUUGGCUACAGUGGCUCCAAGUGCGGCAUGUUAUCAACAGACACUCAACACAUUAAGAUUUGCUGGAGUGGCAAAGAAGGUGAUUAAUGUGGCUACUGUAAAUGAGGAUAAACAAUUUCAAAAACUUAUCGCCUCCUUACGACAACAAAUUGUGAAACUAACACUACAAUUAGAAGAAGGAAAGGCAGCAGAAGUUCAUCAUGAUGAGAUCUGCGCCCUCCGUCGAGAGAGAGAUGAAUUGCAACAGGAAUUAUCUAUUUUGCGAGCCUCCUUGUUAACAAUGGUGCCAGGAACAGAAAUGGUGGCUGUACAGAGACGAGCAUCGGAUUUAGAAGAAGCAAACGCCCAACUACAUAAAGAGAAAAAUCAACUGCAGCGACAACUCAUCUCAACAACAACCGCACUUCGUGAGGAACUCGCACAGAAACGUGGAGAAGUAAUGAAAUUAAAUGAAUUACUUGUUAAUAAAGAUAGUGAACUACAAGAGUGGCGACGACGAUAUCGUGAAGAAACCGUACGGCGAGAGACUUCACCUCCACAAGUCCAACACUAUCAACAACAACAACAACAACAACAACAAAAAGGAGUAGAAGGAAUUUCAACUAGAGGAUGGUCCACUAAGACUCCUGCGGCUCAGACAUUAAUCUCAUCAUCACUACAACCACCAGCCCCGCUUGCUGUGAUUGCAGAGCCCUCACGUCGUCGUGAAGAUUUGGAACUUCGUGUGGAGAAAUUAACAAAAGAUAUCAAAGAAGAGCGGCGAAAGCGGGAGGAUGUGGACAAGACCCGUAAUGCUUUACAGAAACAAAUGGAAACACUUCAGCAGGAACACAUGGAUACAUUACGGCAAUUAGAGGAAUUGCAGAGUCGAUUGGUGGAAAAGACAAACGCAUUAGAUAUCACACAAUCAGACUUGGCAGCCACUCGCACAUUACUUCGUGUGGAACGGGGAGAAAACUCCACAGCCGAACGUGAACGUGAACUCACCACUCAAUUAGAAAAGGCACGGGCGGAUUAUCUUAAUGAGAAGCAAACAAAUGUGAAUCUCUUGUUAAGAUUAUCAAAGAUGGCUCAACAGGUAACAGAGUUCAAAAAGGAAACAGCAGCAAAAGGACGUGAUAUCACAGAAUUAGAACAAUUAUUAUUAGAAGAAACGGAAACUUCAGAGCGUUAUUAUAUGCGAUUACGGUACUUUCGGGAUUUAUUAGGUAUAACCGUAUUAUUUCUUCAUGCAUCCUCUGCAAGAAAAGAAACUGAUAGUGCCAAUAAUAAUAGUAAUAAUAAUAAUAAUAACAAUACCAUUGAUAAAAGUAAUCCUGUUAUUGAUGAUGACUUUUUGUGGGAACAGUUACUAUGCGAUUACACAAGAGAUGAAGCCUACAGUCGUGUAUUACUGGAACAGGAAUAUCUUACUACGAUGUUAGAAUUAGUUCGACAAGGAGGAUUAUUAUAUCAACUUAAUUUUGCUGCUGCAAAUGAGGAACUCAUGGAACUUCGUGCAACUGAAGUGGUAUCAACAGAAGAACUUCAACAUCUGCGUCGUAAGGUAGAAACAAUAGAGAAAGCGUAUGAAAAGGAAAUUGCAGAGAAACUUAAAUUACAAACAGCAUUAAGUAAUAGUGAAAGUGUUCGUGAACGUCUUUUACGACAAGUAGAUGAUUUAAGAGAUGAAUUGGGACAUUUACAGAAAAGUAAUGAAACCUUAAUUCAAAAGAUUGUUGAGGUACAGGCAUCACAGGAUACCUUUAAUGUGGCUUCUAUGGAAGUUACCCCUAACACCAUAUCACUUAAUGAAGAAGAAACAGAGAGAGAGAAAUCUAUACAAGAACAAAAACAAAAGCAAUUAGCUCAACAAGUCGUACAAUAUCAAGAAGAGAUUGGAUUAUUACAUGCCCAACUCGAAAAGGAACGAAAUGAUAAGAUCGAAAAAACACGAUCGGUACAACGAGAAAAGGAGGAACUCCUCUCAGAAUUACACCGUGUACGAGAAGAUCGUAAGGCCACAUUAAAGGAAAGUACACAAAUUGUAAAAGAUUAUGAAGAUCGUGUAAAUGAGUUGGAGGAAGUAGUGACAACACUUCGCAAAGCAUUAGAUGAAGAAUGUAAUAAUACCGAUAAGGCUAGAGAUCAAAUGCAACGGGCAGAAAUGGCCAGACGUGAAGCCGUAGAUAAAGUAAAUUUCAUGUCAAGAAAUAUAGAGAGAUUAGAGUCGGAUCGUGAUAUCUCAGAAAAACGAUAUACCCAAUUAUCUCAACAAUUACAACAAUUACAAUCCGCCUAUUUUGAAUUAGAAAAACGUGUAAUGGAAUCUAAACUACAUGAUGCCGAUGUCUAUCUCACUAUUGAACGGGAUGAUGAUGAUAAGAGUUGGAUGGAAAAGGCACAACGUGAAAAGGAAGUAUUGGAAAGACAAAAAAGGGAUGUGCGGCGAUUAAAUGAGGAAUUAUUAGAAAUGGUGCGUCAACGAAAUGAAUCUCUUCGUGCCGUUCAUCGUCAAAUCACAAAAUUACAACGCGGGGGUGUUUCUCCGGAGAUGGAUGAGUUUUCUUCUUCUUCUCCAGAUCCUAAGAUAUAUCCUCAUACUACUACUAUUAAUACUAUUAAUACUACUAUGGACAAUGAUAGGACCACUACUUCUGGGAAUGAACAUGGGGAUAAUACCCUGGGUACACAACAGCAUCAUGAAUAG
Trypanosoma theileri is the source of this 4152-nucleotide messenger RNA. Its product is annotated as putative kinesin. Gene Ontology annotation, biological process: microtubule-based movement. The coding region runs from base 1 to 4152 and encodes 1383 amino acids. NCBI's taxonomy places the organism in Eukaryota, Euglenozoa, Kinetoplastea, Trypanosomatida, Trypanosomatidae. The record is from RefSeq and is a predicted model, not a curated record. The transcript has a single exon. Gene Ontology annotation, molecular function: plus-end-directed microtubule motor activity; microtubule binding; ATP binding.